AUGAACCGUGCACGAAAGACGAGCAGUUGCGGAUGCUUCCGAAGCGCGUUUUGCGUGCUGAAGCCGUCGACGUCGUCCGGACACCACGCGGACACCGAAAAGAAGUUGUUGUCGGCGCGGACGAGCGCGGCGAGGGACGAUGAACCGGUAGGUGGCAGAGUUGAGCGGAAGAACUCAACGGAAGAAUUUUUAUCUUUUUUGGAAAAUUUUUUCAUGAAAUGUGAACAACUGACGAAAUGUAGAGCAAAGUGAACUCUGCGCAUAGAAAAAUAAUUGUGAAUUUAGCGAUUCAUACAAAAAAGUUAUUCGAGUUUUUCCGUGAAAAUGUCUUUCCGUUUUCGGUUAGCCCUUAACUUUUUUGUAUGAAUCGCUAAAUUUACAAUUAUUUUUCUAUGCGCAGAGUUCACUUUGCUCUACAUUUCGUCAGUUGAUCGCAUUCCAUGAAAAAAUUUUCUAAAAAAGAUAAAAAUUCUUGCGUUGAGCUCUUCCGCUCAACUCUGGUAGGUGGUGGUCGAGGAGAAAGUUAGGCCAGCUACUACUCGAUUUCAGACGUCGCCACCGUCGCGUCCGCUCAAAAUCCCGCCGCUCGACCUGAACGGCGUGGAAGCAAACGAGAAACGCCACGUGACACAGGUUGUGUGUGAGUUUCACAUGUGCACCAGUGUUGAGCGGACUUCCGUCUUCCGUCUUCCGGAAAAAAUUCGCCGUACCGUAAAAGAGUAAUAGCUUUUUAGAAGCAAUUUACUAGCCCCGAAGAACGCGAAUCCAAAAUUUUUGUUGUUUAGUUAUUUUUUUCAAAAAAAAAAACCGGAGAAAAAGGUUCUGUAUUGACGCUGUUUUUGUUCCGUCUUCCGUCUUCCGUCUUCCGGGAAAAACGUUUUCUUCCGUCUUCCGUCUGCCGUCUUCCGUAAAAAAAAUUCUUUUGUCUUCCGUCUUCCGGUUUCCGUGUUCCGUAAAAAAAAAUGUUCUUCCGUCUGCCGUCUUCCGUCUUCCGGAUUUCAAAAUUCCAUUUCCGCUCAACUCUGAUGUGCACUAGGCUAUGCAGUACAAGUGUUGUCUAUUCGAACCGAUAUACCUCAGCAGCGGUGGGAGCUAUCAAAAAGUGGUCAACUGAGAAAAUGUACAAAAUGUUUUGAGGAGCAAAACAUCAGUUGACAAUUUCUUGAUAUCUCUGCAGACUCUCGAGAUGUACACUUUUGAAUGGACCGUACCCUCAUUUCCGACUCUUCGCGCUCAUCCAUUCACACUUCCCCCCCACCCCCGGAAUAGAUUGCUUCAUGUCCAUCUCUUUCUUUCCAACAAAUCCAAUCAAAAAACUUCUUCUCGCUCUUCUUCUUCUUCUUCUUCUUCUUCUUCUUCUUCUUCUUGACAUCUUCUGUGAAGGCAGCGUGUGUCUCUUCAGAAGACGUCGUAAGUCAAUCAGAGGAUGGGGGAGGGGGGGGGGACAUCCAAUAUCACUUCUUCUCUUGACAUUUUGUCAAGAAUAGAAUGAGACAGAGAGAGAGAGAAAGAGAGAGAGAGAAAGAGCGGAACUUGUCGAGCGCUCUUUUUUUUCACAUUUCUAGUGUUUUUGUGUCUAGUACGCACGCUUCGUGUUCAACACCAACUACAGUAGGUCAACGCUGUUAGUCAUACAAUAGUACAAGUGACAAACUCGCCCGUCAACCCUCCCUAUGAUUAUGAUUGGCAUUUUGGAUGAAAUUCGUCGACUCAAAAGUUCACCACCUUUUCUCGAAGCCACUUUUGUUUUUGCGUGAGUAUUAGCCUACAUCUCCUCGCUUUUUCACUUGUACAUUGAUAGUAUCAGGUUGAGAAAGUGAGUUCAUUGUAUCGGUUCAGUACUCAAAAACUUGCCAAACAGGAGAAGCUAACCGAAAUUGGCUGAUUUUGAGUGUGCCUACAGUAUCCCAAGUUAUUUCCGUAAUCAUCUUUUCGCUUGACUUUCAAAAAUCUCGAGGGAUCUCUCUUUCUCUCUCUCUCUCUCUCUCUCUCUCUCUCUCUCUCUCGAUACAAUUAGAUGGGUAUUCAGUGUCGCACCCGCCUACAAUUGCCCUUUGAUCCUUUCAUCCAUAACAACUCUCUUUUCUCCUACUCGUUCUCCUACAUCUUUGAUCUUUUCUCUCUCUCUCUCUCUCUCUCUCUCUCUCUUUCACUCUCUCUUUCAGAAUCACCGCUCCUUAUGCGUGGUGAUAGCGGUGGAGACGAAGAGGAGACAAACUAUCCGCCGCAAAUGUUUGUGUUUUCGGCGAUGACGUUGCCGCCGAGCACCUCUUCGAAUGACGGAUUCAUCAGAGGUUCGACGAUGCGAUGGUCCGACAAAGCGCGAAAAGUUAGGCGCCUGCGCGCAUAGAGAGGCGAUGGCCUAGAAUCCGACACUGGAAGAAGUUAGGCCAUGAGCGCGUUCUGUCUGAAACUAGGUGGCCUAGGAACCGAUAAUAGACGGCCGCAAACUGGGCUCCGGAAAAUGAGGCCACCGCCCCUUCCCUAAUUGUGUCGCUUUUCAGUAGACGGCCUACAACGACCGAGAAGUCUGCUGCGGAAGCAGAAGGACGGCACGGACACGGGCGCCACGUCAUCCGGCGGCUCGCCCCAACGAAACAAGAGUUUCGACAACUCGGCCGCGCUGGAAUCGAUCGAAAAGUGA
Caenorhabditis sp. 36 PRJEB53466 is the source of this 2644-nucleotide messenger RNA. The record is from the annotation of a GenBank genome assembly. Lineage: Eukaryota; Metazoa; Nematoda; Chromadorea; Rhabditida; Rhabditidae.